GGCGGCCCCUUAAUUGCGGCCGAGACGAGCAGGCCGGGGGCGGUGGAGGAGGCGGCGCAGCCGAGUGAACGGGAGGAAGCGCAAGGUGCAUCGCAACCAUCUCACGCGCCAUUUACCCGCGAUUCUCGCAUCGAAAUCGACCGCGGGAUUCGACACCUUCUUCACUUAUCUGCGGCCUAACCCGAGCGGCGCGGGACGAAGGGGAGGGAAUCUCGUUGCGUAUCCCCUUUUCACGACCGCGCGCGCGAACGACGAGCUACCGAUCCCACGGGUGAAUAUGUCCGCUGCAGGACAGGCGAGAAGGGAGACGAAGAACUGCCCGGUGCACGGUACGCUAACCCUGCUACAGUGAAAAGUGUAUGUUCGUCCGUUGGAGAGGAUUCGGUGAAAGGAAGUUCCUGACGAAGGCGACGCCGUCACCGUCGACAAGAUUCUGUCUCCCAGGUACAGGGCGAGUCCUGGGGUGGCGACAGAGGCACCUGCAGGUGCCCGUAGCCCGAGGGAACCACCUACGUGUACCGUGAUGACGGUCCAUCACCAGAACCACCACGUGGCGGCACUGAGCGGCGUCACCGUGGCCAAUAACGGUCUGAACCUGAGCAGAAUGUCCGGCCUCGAGGCGCACAAGCUGGAGAACAUCGUCGAGAGGAACGGGGUCAGCGUCGAGCGUCUCUCGAACGGGCUGGACGCGCGCGGCAACAAUCACGGCAGCAACAAUGGCCUGGAACGGGGCGACGCGUCCACCACCAUGCCGCAGCGGUCCCGAUUCAUGAUCACCGAUAUCCUCGGUGGCGCGUCGAGCAAGAUGCACCAGGCCGCCGGACUGCAGACACAGGAGCCGCCCGGCAGCCCGCCGCCGACGCCCAGGGACCUCAGUGUCAGGCAUCAGUCCAGGACGUCUCUGAACAACAGCAACCUGGACGAGGAUAGCGACGCCAGUCAUCACGACGGCGCUUCCGUUACAUCGAACGGCGGCAAGGAGGACGACCCAAAAAGCUCCUCGUCUAGCACGCUGAGCUCGGCGCAGAGCAAAAAACAGCGGAAAGCGCGCACGGCUUUCACGGAUCAUCAGCUCCAGACUCUGGAGAAGAGCUUCGAGCGACAGAAGUAUCUGAGCGUGCAGGACAGGAUGGAUCUGGCGUCCAAGUUGCAGCUAACCGACACACAAGUCAAGACAUGGUACCAGAAUAGAAGAACGAAGUGGAAGAGGCAGACGAUCACGAGCUUCGAGAUAAUAGAGAACAAUUUCGCGGUGGCCGCGUUCCAGCAGCUGUACGGCAGCGGCGCUGCGGCGGUUCCCGCGCAUCCCGCGGGACGCUACUGGCAGUACCCCAGCGCGCACGCGUUGCCGGCCAACGGGCUCUUCUAUCAGCAAACGUCGGCGGCGGUGACCCUGCAGAAACCGUUGCCGUUCAGACUGUACCCGCCCACGAUGAUCCUAGCUCCCGGGCCCAGCAACCCUCUGGGCUCCCUAACGGCGAGCUCCAGCCUGUCGAACUUGAGCAACUACUACAGAGACAGCCCGGAGAUGGUGGACGGCAGGGACAGAGAGACGAUGGAGCGAUCGUCCAGGCAGCGCGACAGAAGCGGAAGUCCAGUGCUGACGGACAGAUCGCCGCUGCGGAAAGACGAGAGACUGUACGCGCCGUCGAUGGUCCAGCCGGGGUCCAGCAACAGCUUAGGCACGCUCACCAGCAGCAACCUGAACAACUACUACAGAGACAGCCCGGAAGUAGCGGACAGAGAGAGGGAGGGCAGAGGACUCAGACAGAGAGACAGGAGCAAGAGUCCCGUGCUACGGGACAGAUCAUCCCCCGCGCGCAAGGAUGACAAGCUCUACCCGCCCACGAUGCUGCAGGCGGGACCUAGCAACACUAUCGGCUCGCUAGCGGCGAACCUGAGCAACUACUACAGAGACAGUCCAGAGGAACGAGAGAACAGAGGGCGCAGACAGAGAGACAGGAGCAAGAGUCCCGUGCUAAGAGACAGAUCAUCCCCUAUGCGCAAGGAUGACAGGCUCUACCCGGCCACGAUGCUGCAGCCGGGGCCUAGCAACACUAUCGGAUCCCUCGCGUCGAAUCUGAGCAAUUAUUACAGAGACAGCCCCGACAUGAUCGACGGGAGGGAGAACAUGAGCAGUAGUCGCGACAGAUCGCCCUUGCGGAGGGAGGACAGCCCGCAGAGCAUAAGAGCGGACAGCGACGAGGAAAGUAUACACGAUAUCUAGGAGACGUCUGUCCAGAGAUCCUCGGAUCGCUCAGAGAUCGAAGAUUGAAGGCUGACGCUUCGGAGGGGAACUCCGAGACCGGUUCCGCCGAGGAACUGUGAAACGCGUGGAGUAUAUCGAACGAGGGACAAUGUUUUCGGUGUCUUUCGUCGCGGCUAGGUCAGAGGACUUUCUCUACCGAAGGAUACCUUCCGUACGAAUGGAGAGUCGAGGGAGGAGCACACGGGGAAUCGUUCGUGCCCCGCGCGCGUUGCGAAACGCCCGAUUUCGUGAGGUGGAACGGCGGAAGUGACAUGGCGCGGGACAUCCGGGAUCUCGUGGAUAAUGAGAGCGCGCGGAGGAAGCGUGGUGCGGUUAACCAAAGUUCGCGAUUCGAACGUUUAGUGAAUGGGGUAACGGUGAAUGCAGUAUCCCUGCUCGACGGAGUUACCGUGCCAAUGGCAUCUUCGAUGCGUUCGUGGACGAACGGAACGGACGCUCUUCUUCCUGGACACAUUGUUGCACGAGGGACCGCGGGGGAGACCGAGAAACUACGAAAAAUCGCGUUGAAGCGCAGCUGCCUCGCGCGGCGCGGAAUGAGAACCGUGCUCCGCUGGAAGGCGAGCGAAAACCAUAGGUUAGGAGAGCCGGCUAGACGCGGCGUCUCGGGGACGGUUACGGUCGCGAUGGCAGGAAGCGAGCCAAUCGCGCUCGAACGCGAAUCUACAAUUAAUAUGACAUUAGGGGGGACCUGCCUGCGGGGGAAGAAAUCUGAAAUGACACGAAAUUACGCGCGGUCGCCCGGCAAAAAACGCCGGGGCAGGAAGGUCGGGGGCGGACGGCGGCGCAGGACUUUCGAUCCCCGGGGAACGGGCCCGUACUAUUCAAAGCAGCGUCUCGCGCGCUACGAACGAGCCGGCUAAUCGGUAUCGACGCGAACGUCUCACGAGAUGUUCGGGGAACCCCGAAUCAACGCGGAGUAUUUCUGUCAGGGCUUAUUACCGAACGCUCCUGUAUUCGCAUCGAAUGCGAGCGCUGGGAAUCCUGCCGGUUUUUACGAAGAAACUUCGAAGUUGAUUCUGGUAUUUUUCACUGAGAUACGAGUGUUGUGAGAAUACGUCGCGUUGAUUCGGCGGAUUCUCCGCGUCCGUUUGUAAAUACGAUUCCAACUGAAGUCCACGAGACUCGCGCGACGAUCGUUUUCACGUCGACGCGACGAACGUUGUACAUAGCAGCUACUUGAGCGGCGGUGGAGAGUUCAACUUAUCGGGGAAACGCUUCUGAAACGCGAGCCAUCCGCGGUAACGAGACAUUUCGAAGUAUUUUUCAGAUUCCAGUAUACGUAGAAGAUCGCGGGGAACGUGUUCGAACGGUCGGAGCUUCGGAUCCUCCGAUCCGGGAUCUCUUUCCCGAUGAUUCCUCGGGAAAUGUGUCGAUCCGGUUCCGUUGCGCGGACACGGGAGUCCGCGUUCGGCGAUGAAAUACCAGUAUUAUGAAUGUAUAAAUCUUAGACUGUACGAUGGGAAGAGAGAGAGGGAGAGAGUGAGAUCGAGAGUGAGAUUGAGAGAGGAAGAGUGAAGGAUGCAGGUGUACGAGAGGCAGUAAACGGAAACAUUAGAGAAACGACGGCGCUCGUUGUAAAAUCGUUCAUCGGGACGCGAUCGGGUCUCACGGUGUAACGCGCGACUUAACGUUAAGGUAAAAAUGCAGCAACAAGUACAUAGUAUAAAUCAUGCUUUGUAAAAUAAUGUCUGUAU
This is a messenger RNA of Nomia melanderi (Alkali bee), 3963 nucleotides long. RefSeq lists its product as uncharacterized. Gene Ontology annotation, molecular function: DNA binding; DNA-binding transcription factor activity, RNA polymerase II-specific. Gene Ontology annotation, biological process: regulation of DNA-templated transcription. The record is from RefSeq and is a predicted model, not a curated record. NCBI's taxonomy places the organism in Eukaryota, Metazoa, Arthropoda, Insecta, Hymenoptera, Halictidae.